Molecule: messenger RNA, 746 nt
Organism: Cuscuta campestris
Lineage: Eukaryota; Viridiplantae; Streptophyta; Magnoliopsida; Solanales; Convolvulaceae
Source: the annotation of a GenBank genome assembly
GUCUCCUUCCUCUUGGAAAACUCUCCCCAAGUCCCGUGGCCUGGAAAUCCUGGAAUUCGAACAAGACGCCCAUCUCCGGCACUGUCUAAGGCCUGCCGCGAUUCGCGCGUGUUCCUCAGCCGCGAUAUCUCUUCCUUUCCGGCCGCGAUCGUCAAAGAAAGAAUAAAGAAUCACCAGUAUGCCGUCUCUUCAAACUGCGUUGCCUCCUGAACUUGCCAAUAACACCAUUCGACUCUAUCGUGAAUGUCUUCGCCGGGCUAAGUAUAUCGGUAGUAAGCAAUUUAACACCGAGCUGAUUGUCAAUAUGGUAAGGCAGCAGUUCAAGAAGAAUAUGCAUGAGACAGAUCCUGAUAAAAUUCAAAAGUUCAAGGAUGACGCGGCAAGAGGCCUCAUAAAUCACAUGCUGUACGAGUCCGAUCAUUUCAGUGGCCGGAAAACCAGGAAGACUGCUGUGUAAAAACCUCUUAUGUUCGGGGAAAAAACUCGCGAGUGCAAAGUUAGACAGCAUGUGAAUGAAAAGUAAGAUAAAAAGGAGAUAGAGACUGGAUGGGCAUAUAACACACACAGAGAGAGAGAGAGAGAAGAAGAAGAAGAAGAAGAAGAAGAAUGAAGUUCUUGUUCCAGUGUCCGUGUUGCUCUUGUUUCUGCUUCCUGAAGCCUCGUGUGAAUAAGAAGCCAAAAGCAGCAGCAGCUACUAAGCCUGACAAAGAAGACGCCGCCGCCGGUAAUAAAAAGGAAUGAUAUAU